Messenger RNA from Trichechus manatus latirostris (Florida manatee), 1129 nucleotides. RefSeq names its product Rho guanine nucleotide exchange factor 39 (gene ARHGEF39). Gene Ontology annotation, cellular component: plasma membrane. The transcript is spliced from 9 exons. Lineage: Eukaryota; Metazoa; Chordata; Mammalia; Sirenia; Trichechidae. The record is from RefSeq and is a predicted model, not a curated record. Bases 1 to 1008 code for a protein of 335 amino acids. Gene Ontology annotation, biological process: positive regulation of cell migration. Gene Ontology annotation, molecular function: guanyl-nucleotide exchange factor activity.
AUGGAGAGUCCUGACUCCGGCGCGCGGUGCCCGUUGCAAGAGCAGCGUGCCCGCUGGGAGCGGAAACGCGCUUGCACCGCCCGCGAGCUGCUGGAGACUGAGCGACGCUACCAGGAACAGCUGGGUCUGGUGGCUACGUACUUCCUGGGGAUCCUGCGAGCCAAGGGGACCUUGCGACUCCCAGAGCGCCAGGCCCUGUUUGGGCCCUGGGAGCUUAUCUACGGAGCUAGCCAGGAUCUGCUUCCCUACCUGGAAGGAGGGCACUGGGGACAGGGGCUGGAGGGCUUCUGCCCCCACUUGGAGCUCUACACCCAGUAUGCAGCCAAUGCAGAGAGUUCCUGGACCACACUGCAGGAGCAGCUAAAGAAAAACAAACGUUUCCGAAGGUUUGUGCAGCUUCAGGAAGGACGCCCAGAGUUUGGGGGCCUUCAGCUCCAGGACCUGCUCCCUCUGCCUCUGCAGCGGCUCCAGCAGUAUGAAAAUCUCGUUGUUGCCUUGGCCGAAAACACAGGUCCCAACAGCCCUGACCACCAACAGCUUACGCGGGCUGCCCGGCUGAUAAGUGAGACUGCCCAGCGGGUCCACACUAUUGGGCAGAGACAGAAGAAUGACCAGCACCUCCGGCGUGUCCAGGCACUGCUCAGUGGCCGCCAGGCAAAGGGGCUUACCACAGGGCGCUGGUUCCUACGUCAGGGCUGGCUGCUGGUGGUGCCUCCCCGAGGGGAGCCUCGGCCUCGCAUGUUCUUCCUCUUCACUGAUGUGCUCCUGAUGGCCAAGCCUCGACCCCCAUUGCAUCUGUUGCAGAGUGGCAGCUUUGCCUGCCGGGCCCUCUACCCCAUGGCCCAGUGUCAACUCCACAGGGUCUUUGGCCACUCAGGAGGCCCUUGUGGUGGACUGCUCAGUCUGUCCUUCCCCCGUGAGAAGCUACUGCUUAUGUCCACAGACCAGGAGGAGCUAUCACGCUGGUACCACAGUCUGACUUUGGCCAUCAGCAGCCAGAAGAACUAGAAGACUCUACAAACUCCAGAACCCAGAAUGCCUCAAGGAUAGGUCAGAGCCAGGAGUACAAAGGAAUCCUCUUCAGUGCUAAAACACUGACGCGUUUAGUGGUUUGAGAAGGGUCAUUUUG